Messenger RNA from Tripterygium wilfordii, 2053 nucleotides. RefSeq lists its product as uncharacterized. NCBI's taxonomy places the organism in Eukaryota, Viridiplantae, Streptophyta, Magnoliopsida, Celastrales, Celastraceae. The record is from RefSeq and is a predicted model, not a curated record. Bases 1 to 1809 code for a protein of 602 amino acids. The transcript has 6 exons. Gene Ontology annotation, molecular function: electron transfer activity.
AUGGCUUUCAACAUUAAUGGAGUAGUUCUGGUGUUCAUGGUUUCUCUCAUGAGUACUAUUUGUGGCCUCUCUUAUGGUGUUGUGUACAAAGUUGGUGACUCUGAGGGCUGGAGUUACACCCCCAGCGUUGAUUACAAGCAGUGGGCCUCCACCAAGAGCUUCCACGUCGGUGACGUUAUCGUUUUCGAAUACGAAAAGGAGUAUCAUAAUGUGUUGGAAGUGAGGCACCAUGAUUUCCGGACCUGCAACAUAGCAUCUCCGGUGGUGACUUACUCCAGCGGCAAUGACUCCAUAACACUAAAAAUGCCAGGUCACUACUUCUACACCUGUGGGUUUCCUGGCCAUUGCCAAGUGGGCCAAAAGGUUGAUUUUAGGGUCCUUCCACAAGUUGGAGGCCAAAGCCCAAUUACUCCUAGCCCACCUCUUUCUGGAUUACAGCCACCACCAUCAUCAGGCCCUCCGAAUAAGUGUGCUGCUUCGUCUACUGUUUAUGCUUCGUCGUUCGGGCCGUGGGCCUUGUCUAAUAGCUUCACUUGUGCCCAUUUCUUGAUGCAUUCAACGCAUGUGGGCCAGCAUAUUUGGACCCAUGGGCUUUUGCCAUUAAAAGAGCCCUUUUCAUUUCCAUCUCCUAUUUGUUUGACAUCCGUUACGAUCUCCAGUCACUCUCUCUCCCCUCGUUCAGGUUUUAUCAUCGUUUUUAACGUACUUUAUCGAGUGCCAAAAGAACUUUUCCCGGGAAACAAUCAGGUACUGGAAGAGGGGGCUGGAGAGAUGAUGGAUCCGUGGACCAUGCAUGUCAAGAGCGCAACAACGAAAACUCCAAGCUCCUUCUGGCUGAGAAAUUCGAUUUGCGCAAAAACAGUUUCGGGGUCGGGGAGUUUGGGAAGACUUGGCGUGUUUGAGAUCGGGGUGUCGAGGCGCAGCUGGCUUUACUCUUCUGGGAGUCAUUCUUUGGUCGUCAAAGCUAUGGCCAAGAAGAAUAAUGGGAAUUCUUCCUCCUCUUCUUCCCCUGGAAAUAGUGAUAGUGGAAGGAAUUCUUCUGAGGGCAAUAAAUCUAAUGACCCUGCGUCCCCCAAGUCCCAUCAUAUAAGUCUGGACUGGAGAGAAUUCAGAGCAAAUUUAUUUGCUCAGGAGAAGGCUGAAAAGGUGGAGCCUAAUGCUUAUGACAAAGGUGGCAUACCAGAGUCUAAACCUAUCGGCCUGAAAUGGGCCCACCCUAUUCCAGUACCUGAGACUGGUUGUGUACUUGUUGCCACAGAAAAGCUUGAUUUAAUUGACACAUUUGAAAGGACUGUUGUUCUCCUCCUCAGGUCCGGGACUAUACAUCCACAAGAGGGGCCAUUUGGAGUUAUCAUCAACAAACCACUUCACAAGAAGAUUAAACACAUGAGCCCCACUAAUAACGAAUUGGCAACCACUUUUGCUGAUUGUUCUGUGCAUUUUGGUGGACCUCUUAAUUCAAGUAUGUUCUUGUUACGAGCACGGGAAAAGUGUAAGCUUCCUGGCAUUGAAGAUGUGAUACCUGGCCUUUGUUUUGGUGCUCGAAACAGUUUGGAUGAAGCUGCAAGAUUGGUGCAGAAGGGGUUGCUAAAGCCUCAGGAUUUCAGAUUUUUUUACGGUUAUGCUGGAUGGCAGCUAGAUCAGUUGAGAGAGGAGAUUGAAUCUGAUUUUUGGCAUGUGGCUGCAUGUAGCUCAAAUUUAAUUUGUGGGGAUUCUUCCGACUCAUCUGAGAAUCUGUGGAAAGAAAUUUUGCAGCUAAUGGGCGGGCAUUAUUCAGAGUUGAGCAGGAAGCCUAAGCAAGAAAUGUAGGUAUUAUCAACCCAAGGGGUUUGUAUGAAUUAUAAAGUCUUUGAAAUUGAAGCAAGUCAUGUAACCAGGAUGUUUAUGAAAGAUAAAUGUACAUAAAAGUACUGACAAAUGUAGUCAGUAGAUCUCCCAGUCUUCCUUUUUUCUUUUUCUUUUUUUGUCCUCUCAGAGUCACGUAUCUUGUUAAUAAUACUCCUUGUAUCUGACUGAAGAAUGUUAUCCUCACUUUAAAUCCUUUUACUCUCCA